Messenger RNA from Cylindrotheca closterium, 2946 nucleotides. Lineage: Eukaryota; Bacillariophyta; Bacillariophyceae; Bacillariales; Bacillariaceae. The record is from the annotation of a GenBank genome assembly.
AUGAGCCACUUGCUGAUUCCCACCAGCAGCCACCACAACAGCAGUCGUUGCACGGAAACGGAAGAAGACUCCUCGCACGGGUGUAGUGUAUUAUCACCGUUUGCCUCACCUACUACAACGAUACCUAAAAGCAUUCGUCUUUUCAGCAAAGAACAACAACAGCAACAACAGCAACAGUUAUCCGUGCCUGCCAUUAAUAUUGUUCGCAACAAUAAUAACAAUAACAAUAACAAUAACAAUAAUUCCAACGCAACAAUGGUCAAGAACAUUCGCAUGGUGCGAAUGCAGCAACAACUGCAACUGCAGCACCAGCAGGAACAACAAACGACGAUACAACCUAGCAAGUCAGAAGACAAAUCAGAAGACACGCCCACGACUCCCACCACCACCGCCACCACCACCACUACCAACAUGAAACGUCCUCGACAGUCGUUCUCGUCACUCGAGAAAUUGGAAUCCAAUCAACUGCGAUUGCUCGAGGGAACCCUUCAAGAAAUUCAAAAGUCUGGUGUACGCAACAGCAACAGCAACAGCAAUAGUGGUAGCAGAAUUGGCAAGCGAACUCUCAAGAGCCCUACGGACUGGAGCAUGAAUUCCAGCAUUCCCGAAAGUGGAUCCGAUUUGAACGAUUUGCGAGAAGAAUUGGAUCAUGCCGAGAGUGUGUAUUCUCGCAAGACUGCGGAUGCUACCUUUGGAGACGAGGAAUUCUCUUCUUCUUCGGAUGGUAUGAUUGCAGGAAACUUUAGGCCCAUUCCGUCCCAGGAGGAAUACAACAAGUACAAGGACAAUGGCGAUGAUCAUGAUCAUGAGGAUGAUCCAGCAAGGCAAUUCACCAACCAUGUGCCUUCGCCUCUGCGGAUCAAUACGUCCAUGCCACCAAGUAGUAUGGGUAUUACCAAUACAAGUAUGAGUACCGCUGCGAGUACACCCAACUCGUUCAACAUGACCACCCCGCAAUCAUCGCAAUCAGGAGGCAUGUUGUCCCAAUUUCAUAACAGCAACUCGCUCCUAUCCUUUCCACAUGUCAUGGAAACGGUAACAGAAGGCAAGAUCAUAGGAGCAGGAGCAGGAGAAGUCCAACCACAAGAGCAGCAGCAGCUACAACAGCUACAACCACAAGAGCCCACUGCUACUAUAACGCCUUCCAAGGCCACCAGCACCUUGCAACAACCGGAAGAAGAAUCUGCUACUCAGGAUACCUCCUCUCCGGAAUCGAGCUCGAAUACAAUCCCAAACGAAGUCUUUAUCGUCAAGGGAUCCUCAGCUUCUACCAGUCGCACAGUUGUGUCCACAACAACCUUUGAGACUGACAUGCGUCCUACUACUCCCAAUCAACAACAACAACAACAACAAUAUCAUCAUCAUCCGCAACAACGAGAUCGAGUGUCUACGGUCCAGUCCGUCAUGACGACUCCUGUCCAUUCGCGGGAUUGGGCGUCGGUGGCCGAUCCACCUCGCAAAAGCUUUACCGCACCUCAAUUCCAACGACGACAUUCCAGUCAUACGAUUAUUGCCAAGUCUCCUUCAUCCUAUCUCAAGAGUGCUCAAUCCCCAGUCCACGAACUCGUCAAGAAACAAGAACGCAAGCGCCUGAACCUAAAGGCGACCAUUGAUUCGGUGCGAAGAGCUCACAAUUUCAGUAGCAACAGUGUGGAUUCUCGACUGACUAUCUUGCAACAUGAAAAGGCGGCCUUGAAACAAACCAUGGAGGCGGAAAAGCUAUCCCACCAGCAAGAGAUUUCGUCCAUGGACCACAAGAUCAAGUUUUUGCAACGUCAACAUGAAUUGCAAGCGGAACAACAAGAGGGGGUUUUGGGAUUGACUCAAACUCACAAUAAGUUUCUCAAGGAUCAAUUGGAGCAACUCAAACAAGAAUGCGAACGUUUGCAACAGCAACACAAGCACGAUCGGGUUCGCCAACAUCAGCAACAACAAGAGCAGCAGCAACAGCAGCAACAGGAAAGUCCCAAUGACGACUUGAUUCAGGAAAUCAAACGAUUGCAACAAGGCAAGAAGCGACUGUUGGAACAGCACGAGCAAGAAUUGACCUCGAAACAAAUGGAAUUUGAGGCUUUGCAAACAAAACUCAAGAAUUUGCAAGACCAACAUGUGCGCACGGAAAAGUCGUUGCAAGAACGAUUGCAAGACGAACAAGUCAAAAUUGCCAAAUUGCAAGAUCGAUUGGUCCAAGUGGAAACGGUCGAAUUGACCAUUGCCAAUCAAAAGAUCUUGGUCUUGCGAGAUCAAUUGGAGACGGCCCGCGACGAAAAGCAAGAUGUCUUGAAAGAGCAAAGGGCGGCGUUGAUGCGCGAGGAUGAAAAGUAUUCGACUCUGGUCCAACAGCAGGCCAUUCGGGCCAAGGCCAAUCACGACGAGAUUUCAACCUUGAACAGUCAAGUUUCCGACUUGCAAACUUCCCUUCAAAGGCUCGAAUCGUUGCGAGUCAAGGACCAAGAACACACCAUGUCGUUGGAGCAGCAAUUGGCCGAUUCGAUGCAGCAGACCAAAAAGUCCACGGCGCAAAACAGUUCCCUUCAAUUGAAUUACGAACGUUUGCAAGUAGCGUUGGCAACAGUCCAACAAGAACGCGACUCAUUGUUGACAAGUAAAAAAGAACAUGCCCAAGUACAGGAACAAAUGAAAUUGUCCUUUAUGAGCAAGGUGGCUGUUCUCGAGACCGAGUGCUCUCGUCUGCAAACGACACUCGAGCAAGGAAUUGCCAGUCAAACGUUGGAAAUUAGCAAGCUCCGUGGCAAUCUGGACUUGGCCGAAAACGAAUGGCAUGCGCAACAAGCCACCAAUAAGGAAUUGGAGGGCAAGGUGGAGAUUCUGGAGCAAGAACGUGAGGAAUUGCUGGCGGCCCAUGCAGCCGAACUCGACAAGAUGGUCAAUGCCAACGUUUCCUUGGCUCGCAACUUGCUCAAGGACUUGGCGUUUGGGUUGUAA